This is a messenger RNA of Austrofundulus limnaeus, 3182 nucleotides long. Its product is annotated as collagen type IV alpha-3-binding protein. Gene Ontology annotation, molecular function: lipid binding. Gene Ontology annotation, biological process: ER to Golgi ceramide transport. Lineage: Eukaryota; Metazoa; Chordata; Actinopteri; Cyprinodontiformes; Rivulidae. The record is from RefSeq and is a predicted model, not a curated record.
UGGACAAACUACAUUCAUGGCUGGCAGGACCGCUGGGUUCUGAUGAAAAACAACACACUGAGUUACUACAAGUCUCAAGAUGAGACAGAGUAUGGCUGCCGGGGUUCCCUCUGUCUCAGCAAAGCUGUCAUUACUGCUCAUGAAUUUGAUGAGUGCCGGCUGGACGUCAGCGUGAACGACAGCGUCUGGUACCUGAGAGCACAAGACCCAGAGCACAGAAACCAGUGGAUUGAGUCUAUUGAGCUUCACAGGAAUAUCAGAAAGGACAAGACGGAGAAGGGAGGAAUCCAGGGAACAGUAAUCAUCCCUCCACCACUGUUCUAGAGGACGAUGAAGAUGACUUUCCCAACACUCGCACAGGAGAGUUUCUACACAACAACAACGGUAGCAAAGAAAAAUUUUUCCAGUCCUCAGGUCUGAAGGACAUGAAUGGUAUAGACUUUAAAGGUGAAGCCAUCACAUUUAAGGCCACCACAGCUGGGAUCUUAGCUACUCUGUCCCACUGCAUGGAUCUGAUGGUGAAGACCGAGGACAGCUGGCAGAGACGCCUGGACCAGGAGAUGGAAAAGAGACGGAGGAUAGAGGAGAGCUAUAAAUCAACCCUCAAUGAUCUGAAGAAGAAGUCUCAGUUUGGGGGUCCUGAUUAUGAGGAAGGUCCAAACAGCUUGAUGAAUGAGGACGAGUUCUUUGAUGCAGUGGAAGCUGCUCUUGAUAGACAUGAUCAAAUGGAGGAACAGUGUCAAACAGAGAAGACAAGGAUCCAGAGAUGCAGCCCUGGUUCUUCUGCAGACGUCCACUGCAGCUCUGCCAAACACAGGUUCUCUGAUCAGGUGGAGGAAAUGGUGCAGAAUCACAUGACCUACUCUCUGCAGGAUGUGGGUGGAGAUGCCAACUGGCAGCUGGUUGUAGAAGAAGGAGAGAUGAAGGUGUACAGGAGGGAGGUGGAGGACAAUGGCAUUGUGUUGGACCCUUUGAAGGCCACUCAUUCAGUGAAGGGGGUGACGGGUCACGAGGUCUGCCACUUCUUCUGGGACACUACCUAUCGCAAUGACUGGGAAACCACCAUAGAAAACUUCAGCGUUGUGGAGACGUUAUCAGACAAUGCAGUGAUAGUUUAUCAGACACACAAGCGAGUGUGGCCUGCUUCUCAGAGAGAUGUGUUGUACCUUUCUGCCAUGAGAAAGAUGGUGGCCAGCAGUGAGAGUGAGCCAGACACAUGGCUGGUCUGCAACUUCUCUGUGGACCACAAUGAUGCCCAGACAACCAGCAGGUGUGUCCGUGCCAGAAUCAACAUUGCCAUGAUCUGUCAGACCCUGGUCAGUCCACCAGAGGGGGAUAAAGAAAUCAGCAGGGACAACAUCCUGUGUAAAAUCACUUAUGUUGCCAAUGUGAAUCCAGGAGGGUGGGCUCCUGCCUCCGUGCUCAGGGCCGUAGCCAAGAGGGAGUACCCCAAGUUCCUCAAGCGCUUCACCUUGUAUGUGCAGGAAAAAACUGCUGACAGACCCAUUUUAUUCUGAGGCCCACAGGACUGGGUCAUCGGAUCACAGCGCCUCCUGCAGAGCAGCAGCUGCUACAACACUUGAUCUCCCUCCUCAGAGUCGUAUCUUUUUUUACCCAAAGAAACUGUAAAGUUUUCAGUUUUUUUCACAUCAAGCUCUGCAUGUUGGACGUUUUGAACUUCAGACAUAAAAAACAACUUUGUUGAAAUUCUCCUUCAGGAAAAGUUCAUUUUUCCUCAACAGCUGAAGUUAGAUUAGAUGCAGCAUCACUAUAAUUAAUGACAGUAAACUUCAUUAAUGACUGAAAUACAUUCACAUGACAGAAUAUUGUGUAGCAGCACUACUUCAGCCUCAUCAGUUCAUCCUUUUCUCCUUCAGGCUUUAAUAACCAAAUACUAACAGUCGUGUUUUAAAGUGAAUGAUGUCAGCAAAGACUCACAACCCAGCUGAAAGCAGCUGUGGGUGAACCUGACUGAAACAGCCUGAAGAGGAGAAACUUUAAACACGCUCAAUGUUUUAAGAUGUUUAUUAACUAUGUAAGAUGUUUGUAAAAAUAAAUACAAAUCUUCACUUUUACACAGAAACAUCUUUUUUAAAUUGUUUUCUGUGUUCAGUGAAGCUGUUUCUGUCAUUUGACCUGAUGUUUGUGUGAAGAAAAGGGCUGUGAAUCCUCCAGGAGCCCUGAGCAGAAGCUUCAUGUCUCUGAUGAAAUCACCUCAGCAGUGAUGGAGGAGCCAGACUGAUUCUUUGUUUCACUGUUAAUGUUUGUAUUUAAGGCUUCAUCACCUGUAAAUAGUUUACAUUUAUGGGACUUUAGUUGAGCCUAGAUGCCUUAGUGUUACAGGAAACUGCAGAUUGUUUGUUGCACCUUUAAAACCAGUCCAAGUGCCUCCUGCUGGUUUGAUCCUCACAGUCCAUUCUAAUUUACUGUUACAGUAUUUUUACUGAACAAAUGAACCACAUGAGAUGUGCAGUCUUGUUUUGUGUGCACACAUUUCACUCAGGAAUCAGUUAGUUGUAAAAGUCUGGUAUUAAAGUGUUGUCAGUGUUUAGUUUGUUACAUAUGAUCUGUGUCAACAACCAAAUCACCAACAAUCUUUAGCUUGUCUUGUUUUUAACACAAUGUAUGUUUUUCUUCUGAUUGUUUGAAACCAUUUAUCUGCUGGUGUUAUUAAUAAAUGACUGUUAGCAAUAAGGGUUUUCACAUGUUAAAUGUUGUUUUCUUAAUGUUUCAUUGCCUCAUUUCAUCAAUUGUUAUAUUUCCAUAAAAGUCUGUUCCUGUGCUCAUAUCAGUUCAUACCGUGCCUGUGAAAAGUAUGGUUUAAGUUUUAAUUGCUGUCAAAAAACAUUGACUAAUAAAAACCCAGGUAGUGAAUAUAUUUGACAGGACCUGUGGAUUUACUGCUUCUUCAGCAGUUUUCAUCAUGUUGAAAGCUGUGAGCUGACAUGAAGCAGGAUAAAACUCAGCUACAGUUCAGUGGAAAGAUGGCACGUUGCAUUUUUAUUUUCACCCACAACAAACAUUUCUAGUAGAUCUCCAGCAGGAGUCACCUUUCCCAUCAAAACAAACCAUUUCUGCACCAAUCACAAAAGAUACGUGAGCAGGAAACACCUGGAGCUCUGUAGGUUUUAAACUAAACUGUGCUUUGUUACAUUCUAAAAUAAAAGAACUAUAUAACAGAA